This is a messenger RNA of Pochonia chlamydosporia 170, 1566 nucleotides long. RefSeq lists its product as hypothetical. The coding region runs from base 1 to 1566 and encodes 521 amino acids. Gene Ontology annotation, biological process: carbohydrate metabolic process. The transcript has 10 exons. The record is from RefSeq and is a predicted model, not a curated record. NCBI's taxonomy places the organism in Eukaryota, Fungi, Ascomycota, Sordariomycetes, Hypocreales, Clavicipitaceae.
AUGAAAACCACACUCGUCAGGGGCAUUGCCGGCGUGGCUGCUCUGGUGGCUGGCCUACCCGCCGUACAAGCAUCUUGGCAAGAGUACGAGGCGCAAAACCGCACACCAGCUUCGUGCCCCGACUACACGGACUAUUCGCAGAAGCCGCACGAGCCGUAUUCCAAGGGGCCGUUGAAGUUGCCGUUUAUGAGGCCGUCGGAGGAGUGUCGCACGUUUAAGAGCCCGGCCGUGGAGAAAGUCAUAAGUGAUAUGAAAUCGCGUAUCAAGAAUCCCGAUUUGGCCAGACUGUUUGAAAACACGUUUCCUUCGACUUUGGACACGACGGUCAAGUAUUUUGAUCCCAAGGUUAAUUUGGCAUUCAUCGUUACUGGUGACAUCACGGCGCAAUGGCUCCGAGAUACGGGCAACCAAUUUGCACACCUGUACAAGCUGCUGCCGCAGGAUAAGAACCUCAAGGCGCUUGUCAAGGCAGUGAUUAACACUGAAUCACGAUACAUUUACCAGUAUCCCUAUUGUGGAUCUUUCCAGCCUCCGCCCGAAUCGGGACUUAAGCCAACAGUCAACGACUAUGCUACCAAAGUUACGGUCAAUCCCCCUGUUGAUAACCAGACCGUGUUCGAAUGCAAGUAUGAACUGGACUCGCUAGCCGGCUUCCUCAAAAUCUCCCGAUCGUACUACCAAAACACAAAAGACGCAUCCUUCAUCAACGACAACUGGGAAAAGGCAAUGAACAAGAUCCUCCAGACCAUCGAUGAGCAAUCCCAGGGCUCGUGGUCAAAGGACUGGGAAUUCGUCAGCUACUUCAACUGGACAGGAACAGCCGGCUCACUCUCUCCGCCCGUGCCCAACGGUGGAAACGGCGAGCCCAAGCUUGCGAAUGGCCUCGUUGGAUCCAGCCACCGACCCUCAGAUGACUUGUGUGUCUUUAACUACAUCACCUCCGACAACGCCAUGUUGGCAGUCGAACUAGGCCACAUCGCAGACGUGCUCGACUCCGCCCACAAACUUAAGCAAAUCUCCAAGAGCGCCCGCAGAUACGCAGCCUCCGUGAGAAAAGCAGUCCUCCAGCACACCAAGACGCCCAACGGCAUAUUCGCCUACGAAACAAACGGCUACGGCGGACAGUACAUCAUGGACGACGCAAACGUGCCUAGUCUCGUGUCCCUGCCGUACCUGGGCUUCCUGUCCCGAAACGACCGCACGUACAAGAAGACCAAGGAGGCCAUGUUUUCGCGUGCGAACCCGUACUUUGCUGUUGGCAAGAAGUUCCAAGGAAUCGGUGGCCCUCAUGUCAACGCUACGUAUCCUUGGCCCAUGUCCCAGGUGUCGGGUAUCUUUGGCGCAGACGAUGACCAGGAGAUCAAGGAUCGGCUUGCGCUUAUUCUGGAGAAUACGUCUGGGCUGGGUCUGAUACAUGAGAGUGUGCACAUUUACAAUGCGAGUGACUUUACGCGUCCGUGGUUCGCGUGGGCAAAUAGUUAUUUUGCGGAGAUGGUGUUGGAUCUGGCGGAGAGGAAGCCGGGACUUAUCUUUAAGGAUAAUAAGCCUUAUGUUAUUGGAAAGUGA